UUUUCAUAUAAACCUAGUAUCAUUCUGCACCUUCCCUCUACUCAUUGCUCAUGCUUUCUAGACUGAAUCGUUUUUGCUAGAUUAUUUCCCCUUGCAGCUUGGAUGACUUUAAGAAUUAUUUAUAUUUUCUAGUUCUUCUCCUUGGUAGCACUUCCUAUUAAGCUUAACCCAAUUCUUUUUGGCUGCCUUAUAGAUACUGACAACUAGACUAGAGACUAGGUGCUGCUUUCUGAAUGGGUUUCAGUGCAUUUAGGAGGAUCAGCAGAGCUCAACCUGGCUGAGCAGAAGGGAAGAAAUUUACAACAAAUGGAGCUUGGCGGUGUUUUAGGGGAGGGUUUGGGUACUAUUUAGACUUUAACUGGCUCUUGCUUGCUUUAUUAUCCUGUACAAUGUAUUGGCAAUUAAUCUUUCAUGAGCCCUAGCCUUUCUGGCUUGUUCAGGAUCGGAAUUAGACCAUAGUGUUAAUGACUUCUUAAGCCAGUGUGAGUUUGACGUGAACAGCAGCCCGGCUGGAUGAGGUGGCAGAGAAGAAUGUAUUCUUAACCCUUAUAAAGUAUUUUUCUGAUCUUUGGAUUUGGACAUUUUCUUGCUUUUACACUUACCUUUCUUAUUCUUGUUCUUAUCUCCUAUAGUCCUCAUUUAUUUCUCUUUAGAUUUGUCUGUAUCCUUGGACUUAUUCUUAUCUUUAGACUUGCUCUUGUUCUUAGAUUUAUUCUUGUCUUUUGAAUUAUUCUAGAAUUUUUCAAUAAGGAGUAAACUAAACAAAAUCAUAGUAUAAAUAUAUUAAAAGCACAAGUUAACCCUCACACAUACUGUAGGUCUUCCCUAUCUUGUUAUCCUUUUAUUUUUUUUUGUUUGCCUGUUCGCCUUGCGUUUUUAUGAACCCUACUCAAACCAAAUUUGGUGGCAACCUACUUAAAGUGUGAUGAAUCCUUCUUGAAACUUUUCCAACAAAAUUGUUUAUAAGUCUAAAAGGUGCCUCUCUGGCAGCUCAGUGACACGAAUCUUGGGUUCUUGUUUGUCUUUUCUAUCAUCUCUCCAUACCUUUGCUGCCGACUAUGUCUUUUAGUUUGUCUUUACAGAGGAAGAAUGCUAAAGCAGCGUAAUUCUAGCGAGGAGUUCCAGGAAUAAAAAUGUACCAUGAGAAAACCCCCAACCUCAACUACCUUUGGUUUAGGGGUUUAUACCUCCUCAGAGUGUUCCUCUUGCAUGAAAGCUGUAGGAGCAACUGGCUCAUAGAAUUGGUUCGAUUAACCUUGGUCUCGCAGGAUCCUCCGAAACAGCCUGCUGCUCAAUAGCUGAGGCCUUCUUGAAGAUAUCAUCAUUUCUGAAAUCUGCUGCACAUUUAUCUUUCUUUUCUUUCGCAGAAAGAGAUGUCUGAUUAUUAGUACAUGAAUCCAUAUCCAAGAGCGAUGUAAACCCAUUGAAGGGUGCAUUGUUCACAUGAAACAUUGGUUGAGAACACAACUGCUGUCUCUUAGAUGUUCUUUUUCUGAUCUCCACAAUAGAAAGCACCUGUGCAG
Molecule: messenger RNA, 1523 nt
Organism: Moneuplotes crassus
Lineage: Eukaryota; Ciliophora; Spirotrichea; Euplotida; Euplotidae
Source: the annotation of a GenBank genome assembly